GGCACCAUGUGUCCCUCAGAUGGCAUUUCCAUACUGCCCUCCCCUUUGUGAUGAUGAUGAUGAUAAUGAUGGUGAUAUCACCAGCCAUACCAUCCUCCUAUCAAUGAGAGAAAGGGAAAGAGAGAGAGAGAGAGGGGGUCUGUGUAUUUUCAGCCACACGCUGACAGCUGUGCAGCUACCCCACGUACGUGCUCACAUCCGGAGACACAGUAAGGGAGAGAGAUAGAAGGAGAGAGGGAGGGACAGAGAGAGAGAGAGGGAGGCUGGUGUCCCCUCUUCUUUUUUUGGCAUCAUUUGCUCUGCAGACGAGUGCGUGGCAUAUCGGCUCCCGGAUUUCCCAUUAACUUUCCUCUUCUUUGCAGUUUUUUUUUUGUACUCUUUUCAUCGUUGCAUUCCUCCGUCCAGAGAGUAUUUGGAAUGAACUGUUUUCCUGCCUGCGUCGUUUCCAUGUCAGCAUGGGAACUGCCGUGUCCAAAAGGAAGAAUUUAAGAAACGAUGCGAUAUCAUCCGUGGCAGCAAAAGUUAGAGCAGCGAGAGCAUUUGGAGAGUACCUGUCCCACACACACCCUGAAAACCGAAACGGAUCAGCCCAUCUUCUGUGCGAAACGUUGGUGGGUCCCGACCCGGAGUCACCAAGUGACAAGAUUGGCCCAAACAACAACCACCUCCAUCCUACCUCUAACAACACCAAGGGCUGUGAGAACAACAACGAGCCAAGCCCGGUGAAGCCCCCGCUGGGCUUACUCCAGGCACCUCCCCCUUCCAUCACCAUCUCAACCAAGCCAGCACGUCUUUCCCUCGAGCGCAGCUUCUCAGCCGAGGAGGACCAGCAAAAGAGUGUUGAGUGCACCCUGCAGCCGGCCCGUGUCUACACCAUCACCACCCAGCGUGGUAUGCUGAUGAGCAGCAACCGGGGCAGCAAGGAGAGCCUAGAACUGGACGUCCUAAAGGAGAAGUCGGGGAGUGGCAGGCUGGGAUCCAAAGGUGGCUUGGUCCAGCCCUCCACUUCCCCUUCUUCCACCUCAUCAUCGCCAACCCAGCACCACCAUGCCAGCAGCGGCCGUGGCACCAGCAGCAGCAGCGGGAGUCAUCAUCAUGGCAACCACCAUGGGAACCACCACCAUCACGGCGGCAUAUUGGGCCCCAACACCCCCUCUAGCAGUGGAGGGGCAAGUGGAAGCAGCAGUAGCAACCAACAGCAGCAGCAGCAAUCUUUAAAUAUUUCUGGAUCCCACCAUCAUGUAUCACACCAUCACCACCAUCACCUGUCUCAACCCCCGCUGCAGACCUCUGUCAGCGCCCACAACAUCCGCAGCUGGGGUGAAGGUGGAAAAGGAGAGGCUGAGUGCAGCGGGCUGGCCUGUGACUCAUGCGGUGGCGCCCCCUCGAGGAGCCAGGGCUCCUUGGAUCUAGAGAGCACGUCCCGAGAGGCAGGCAAGCAGCACCGACGCCUAGAACGGAUGUGGAGUGUGGACCGGAUGACUGGGCUGGAGAGAGAGGACACUAACUGGUUCCCCAAGGAAAACAUGUUCAGCUUUCAAACUGCCACAACGACCAUGCAGGCGUGAGUGAACUUCCGGAAGCAUCUUCGGAUGGUGGGCAGCAGAAGGAUUAAAGCACAGAUGUUCGCUGAGCGUAGAUCGAAGAGUUUCAGCCGUUCCUGGAGUGACCCCACCCCUGUCAAGACUGACUCUCCUCAUGAACCCAAAGACAGUGGAGACUUGCAAGCCUCCUGUGGUCCUCUGGAUGAAGGGGGCGUUGAUGACAAUGUAGACUGGGAGGAGGAGAGAGAGAUGGAGCGGCUGGCCUGUGAAGGAGACGACUUUGUACCUCCGAAAAUCAUACUGAUCUCUUCUAAGGUGCCCAAGGCAGAAUACGUUCCCACUAUACUCCGCAGGGAUGACCCUUCCAUCAUUCCCAUCCUUUAUGACCAUGAACAUGCAACUUUUGACGAUAUUUUAGAGGAAAUCGACAAGAAGCUCACAGCUUACAGGAGAGGCAGUAAGUUCUGGAGGAUGCUCAUCUUUUGUCAGGGAGGCCCGGGUCACCUGUAUCUACUGAAGAACAAAGUGGCAACCUUUGCAAAGGUGGAAAAGGAGGAAGACAUGAGCCAAUUCUGGAGGAGGCUCAGUCGCUUCAUGAGUAAAGUCAACCCAGAACCAAACCUCAUCCAUAUAAUGGGAUGCUAUGUGCUAGGCAACCCCAAUGGAGAGAAGCUGUUCCAGAAGCUGAAGAAUCUGAUGAGGCCUUAUUCUGUCGAGUUUCAGUCGCCGCUGGAGCUGUCUGCACAGGGCAAAGAGAUGAUUGAGAAGUACUUUGACUUCCGCCUCUACCGACUUUGGAAGACACGCCAGCACUCCAAACUCUUGGACUAUGAGGAUUUGUUGUGACGAAAGAAACCUGAAGAGUGGGCCGAGCUGAGCCCUCCAUUGCCACGGGGAACAUAAAAAUGAAAAAAAAAAAUAAAUAAAACUGAUCCAAUGACUGAACUCUGCUCAACGGUAGUGCUGAACAACAUCAAACUAAAUAUAAAGCGGUCAUCCUGCUUCAUCCUGUGAGAGGAGGAAGAGGAGUGGCAGGAAAAGGAGGCUGAAGACAAAAUGAAAACAUGCUGUGCCUCGGCUCCUCCUCAUUUUCAGAGAAAGGAUCAAAAACUAAUAUAAAAGGGCAAAAAAUAAACAUACUAUCACAGGUUAGAAAAAAAGCAGAGACACCUGGACUGAAGCUAAAUCAGAAUAAAAAAUUAAACAUUAAAAAAGAAAGAAAAGGAAAUUAUUUUGUCAUCCAAACUGCUGAAUUUCAUCUGUCAUAAUGUGGUUCUGUGUUUUGACUGAACCUCUCAGAUAAUCUCAAAUCAUACACAAACAUGAAUAUUCCAUCUGUCAAUGUGUGUGUAUAUAUAUAUCACAGGAUUAUAUUAGCAUAGCUUUAGUCAUGCAAAUAAUACUCCAUAUGAGAAUAAUGAUGCAUCAUUUAUUUUUUUGAUGUGCAUUGGUGUGCAGUUUCAUACGGGACAUACUUUGGAACAACUCAGGUUUUAGCCAUAAAGUAAUUAAUCUGUUCAUCUGGUAUCAAUAUAUUGUAAUCUUCAUCUUCCCACUGCUUGGAAUGAAUGUAUUAUCUUUAUGGAAAUGUAUCUCUUCAGUUAGAGAUAUUGAGCCUGAUGUUUCUGUUUAAAAAGAGGUACGAUGUGCUGAUUAUGUGUGUGAGUGUGAGAACGUGUGUGUGUGUGCGUGUGUGUGUGUGUGUGUGUGUGUGUGUGUGUGUGUGUGUGUGUGUGUGUGUGUUUUCCAUGUGAAAAAAAAAGAAACCAUGCAGAUGUGUUGAGUGUCUUUUUUUGUCUCUUUCUGCUUCUCUGCUAAAGCAAAAAUAACUGUUCAUCUUAAUGCUCCACAUUUUCUCGCUUUCUGUCACAUUCAUACACAAGCAUGAAGACAUUCUUGUGUGAUUCAUGAUGUCAUAAGGGAUGUAACAGCCAUCCAAGUGCUCCUACCCCCGUAGUGUAGGAGUUGCCCUUUUGAUCCCUCUUGCUCUUUUUGCAGAAGGUUCAGGCCACUUAGUCGGCCCCUGUCAACAGUGCCAGCUGCUCUCGCUAUCUGCCAAACACUCGGCAUCUCCUAAUGGCAGCUAAACGAGCUUCCGCCACCUUUCACUGGGCCGAAAUCCAGUCUGAGGACCCAAGUUCUCUGAAUUAAACAGAUCUGCCAGGAGUUUAAGCUGUUAACAGCCAUCUGCUGCCCCUGCCAGGUGUCGGCUAGUUAAAAGGCCCCAAAUAUGCAGCGAGUGUCCGAGACCAUUGUUGUCGCAGUACCUGAGUGACCUGAGCUGUCUCAAAUAGAUUAAGGAUGGUCGACUGUGGAGAGCAGCAGCACAAACUGCUGCUUGACAAAAAAUCCAAGACAAGUAUGCAAGUGCUUACUCAAAAACACACUCAAACGUAAUAACACAAACAAAACACUUAGGCUGGGAUUAAGAAAAUCAUCACGGCUAAAUUAAAGAGGCACUUCUAAAGACUGCACACGUAAGAAGUGCUACAGACUGUAGCAGUAAACCAUCUGCUUGAGGACUUGGGUUGGGUUGGGCCAUUUUGAACCCUUAGGGCUUGGCAUUUUGACCAUCACCAUCUUUUUUUUUCCAAAACAGAAGUUACUUUAUUUGGACUAGGGGUUGGAUACACAUUGCUACAAAUCUAUGAUGGACAGGUUGCUUUUGUAGCUUAAUUGAAAUGUAGCCGCACACUAAGCACACAAGGCUUUAACUCGGACCAUAAACUUGGACCAUGAUCUCAAUGUAAAAAUGGUAAAUGGAUGGACUUGAGCUUUUAUAGCGCUACUACACAAAGCGCUUUUACACCGCAUGUCACAUCUACUCAUUCACUCCCGUUCACACACUGAUGACAGAGGUUGCUUUGUAGUGAGACCAUCAGAAGUAAUUAAUCCCAUUCAUAAGCAUUCAUUCGCUGCUGCCGACGAAGCAGCAGGAGCAAUUCAGGGUUAAGUGUCUUGCCCAAGGACACAUCGGACAUGUUGCUGCAGGAGCUGGGGAUCGAACCCUCGACCUUACGGUUGAGAGAAGACGACUACCAACUGAGCAACAGCCACUCUAUGAUUUCAUAGGUCCUGAAUCAAGGGGGCAGGAGGGUCUUUUGUCAUUGACUUCAAUAUUUUCUAUGUUUUUGUUUUUACAAGCAAUGAAGUUAAUGUACUUUAGCAUGAAUGCAGAUAUGAGGCAUUUGGGCCAUUUGCUUUUCAUACUGCGUUUCCUGCAUUUAACCAGCCCCGCUUGAACAUAAUUAGACAGUAAUACUCUUAACUACAAACUUAUACAAGAGCACUUCUGAUGCGAAAAAUUUUGUCUCUAGACUUGAAGAUUCUGAUUGCAAAAAUGUGUUUGUCGAUAUUAUGUGACAUUGGCUUUACUGUUCAGUACCAGAGGCUACAUCCACUUCUUGUUCAUAUAGUCUAUGGGCAUGAACCAGACUUUAAAAGUGAAAUAUCAGCUAACACAUCAAAAAGAGUAAUUCUGAGCCUGCAGACACAUUUGUAUAAAAGUUUCUGUGGGAGGAAGAUUUCUAAAGUCAGGGAAAAUAAACCUGGUUUCAUUACAGCUUCAGCUUCCAGAUUGAAAUGAAAACGAUUGCAGAAAGUCUGUGUUAUAAGCUGAGAGUGUAGACAUUAAAGUAUACUGGAUUUUUCCAGGCAAGAUUGCUUUAAUGGAAGAAGCUAUCAGUUGUAUAUGGGGAAUGUAGGAUUUAUCUUUACAUUUUUCAAAUCAAUCUCUAACAACUCCCCAAAAUGUAAGUCAAAGCAUUAUAAAUCCCCGUGUACAUGACAACAAAUGAACAGUUCAUUAUUGCUGUUAGAUUGUUGCCAUCCUAUCUGAUGUGUUUGUGUGUUUUGGCUUUUCAAAAUGCUACCACAUGACAGGAAUGAUUUUCAAAAUGAGGCAGUAGCACAAGGAGACUGCUCAAGCAGUAAGCCAAGUAGGGUUUUAAUAUCUAAAGAAAGAGGUUUAAGUCAUUUGAUAGAUUGUAAUUAUCCCAGCCCUCAAGACACACAAACAUACACACACAAACACACACACAAACAGGAAAACAUGCUCUACAGCUGUGUUUGGUGGAUAGGUUUCCUCUGUCAUGAUUGGUGUGGAUGUGUUGAUAUUUGGAGCACUAUGUGCAGAUUAUUUUUUGUGUUGGAGUUAAUCAGUCUCUUUGGAGUGCUCUCUGUCUCUCUACAAGCAGAACUCUGAUUUUCAUUUGCAUUGCCCUCUCUCUCUGACAUUGCAGUGCUGGCCUACAGUUUUGUCUGGCACAGACGAAUGCUCUCUCAGCCUGAGUCGUGCAGUAAAUGUUUUCACUACAGAUUUAAAAUUCAACAGUUACACAACAUUGAACCAUUUUUAAGUUUCCAAAAUUCUGAGAAAAUGAUUUUUCUCUCAACAGCUGCUGCUAGGUUUGAUUA
Labrus mixtus (cuckoo wrasse) is the source of this 5960-nucleotide messenger RNA. It is a transcript of the gene nsmfa, whose product is annotated as NMDA receptor synaptonuclear signaling and neuronal migration factor a. The transcript is spliced from 14 exons. The record is from RefSeq and is a predicted model, not a curated record. Gene Ontology annotation, biological process: regulation of neuronal synaptic plasticity; positive regulation of neuron migration. Lineage: Eukaryota; Metazoa; Chordata; Actinopteri; Labriformes; Labridae. Gene Ontology annotation, cellular component: nucleus; cytoplasm.